Messenger RNA from Mercurialis annua (annual mercury), 1218 nucleotides. Its product is annotated as glucuronoxylan 4-O-methyltransferase 1. NCBI's taxonomy places the organism in Eukaryota, Viridiplantae, Streptophyta, Magnoliopsida, Malpighiales, Euphorbiaceae. Bases 58 to 963 code for a protein of 301 amino acids. The transcript has a single exon. Gene Ontology annotation, biological process: xylan biosynthetic process. The record is from RefSeq and is a predicted model, not a curated record.
AAUAAUCUCUUCAAUUCAAAUAUAUCUCCUACACUAAAUUUUUUUUCUCAACAAGACAUGAGGCCAAAAACCCAACAAAUCCCCAAACUCAAAUUGCUCAUAUUUGGUGUUUUCUUUGCUUUCUUCAUCCUCUUUUUGCUAAGAUCAAACUUAUCAUCAUCAUCAUCAUCUCCCAAACAAAACUCAUCAUCUUCAUCUCUUGUCACCACUUUUCAAUCAAAACCCUCAAAUCUUGAUGAUGAUGAUGACUCAUCAAAUUCAAGAAACUGUUCUUCAUCACCAAAUUUCACCAAGAUCCCAAAAUCCCUAUCUCAAGCUCUAAUCCACUACACAACUUCAACAAUAACACCACAACAAACCCUCAAAGAAAUAUCAAUAUCAGCAAAAAUACUAGAGAAAAAAUCCCCAUGCAACUUCUUGGUUUUUGGCCUAGGCCAUGAUAGUCUUAUGUGGAACACACUAAACUAUGGUGGAAGAACAAUAUUUCUUGAAGAAGAUGAAGCAUGGAUUUCACAAAUCAAAAGAAGAUUCCCAAUUCUUGAAUCAUACCAUGUAAGGUAUGACAGUAAAGUGAAUCAAGCUGAUAAUCUAAUGGAAGUUGGUAAAGGAAUUGAAUGUACUUCAUUGAUGGAUCCAAGAUUUUCAAUGUGUCAACUUGCAUUAAAAGGUUUACCAAAUGAAGUUUAUGAGAUAAAAUGGGAUUUGAUUAUGGUCGAUGCACCGACCGGAUAUUAUGAAGAUGCACCGGGGAGAAUGAGUGCAAUUUAUAGUGUUGGAAUGAUGGCUAGGAAUAGAGAAGAUGGUGAAACUGAAGUUUUUGUGCAUGAUGUUAAUAGAGAAGUUGAGGAUAAAUUUUCUAAGGCUUUUUUAUGUGAAGGGUAUAUGAAGAAACAAGAAGGGAGAUUAAGGCAUUUUACUAUUCCUAGUUAUAGAGAUGGAUUGGAUAGACCAUUUUGUCCUUAGUUGGUUAAAUUUGAUCUGUUUUUUUAUAAGUGUUUUUGUUCUUUUUCAUUUUUAUGAUGUUGCUUUUUUUGCAAGUUUUGUUCAUUUUUAGAGUAUUUUGGUACAAACUUGUGGGUUUUGGGUGUUGUUUGAUGGGUUUAUAGGAAUGAGUUACUUUCUACUAUUUUUUUUUUAUUUUUAGCUUAAUCACUUAAAAUUGUAGCCAAAAAAAUUAAAAUCAUCAAUUUUAUCUUAAUUACCAUAUUUGACUAUCAA